This is a messenger RNA of Erpetoichthys calabaricus (reedfish), 2577 nucleotides long. RefSeq names its product mesoderm induction early response 1a, transcriptional regulator (gene mier1a). Gene Ontology annotation, molecular function: transcription corepressor activity; histone deacetylase binding. Gene Ontology annotation, cellular component: nucleoplasm. Gene Ontology annotation, biological process: negative regulation of transcription by RNA polymerase II. The record is from RefSeq and is a predicted model, not a curated record. Bases 11 to 1645 code for a protein of 544 amino acids. Lineage: Eukaryota; Metazoa; Chordata; Cladistia; Polypteriformes; Polypteridae. The transcript has 13 exons.
ACUACAUUCAAUGUUCAUCCGGGUUCUGGCGAUGACCCACCAUGUGACCCUCGGGCAAGCAAAUAUGGCGGAGCCCUCCUUUGGGAGUUCGAGCCCAGGGGGUUCAGCUGGCUCUGAUGACCAUGAGUUUGAUCCUUCCGCGGAGAUGUUGGUACAUGACUAUGAUGAUGAGCGGACACUGGAGGAAGAGGAAAUGAUGGAGGGAGAAACGAAUUUUACAGCUGAGAUAGAGGAUUUAGCUAGGGAAGGAGAAAUGCCUAUUCAGGAACUGUUGAGCUUGUAUGGAUAUGGCAGUGGAGGAUCUCCUGAAGAUGACGAUGAAGAUGAAGAAGAGGAAGAAGAGGAGGAUGGAGGGCUAGAAGAUGAGGAGGAUGAAGAAGAAGAAGAGGAAGAAGAUUUAGAAGAAGUUGAUAACGAUGACAACAGUGGCAGCAGUGGCGAUAUGCAACAGAAUAAGGCACAAAUGAUUAAAGAUUCAUCAGGACAGGAGGAUGAAACUCGAUCAUCUAUUGAUGAUCAGACUGCAUCACUCACUUCUCAUAAUAAACCUGAACUGAUCCGUCCUAGAAAGUGCAAGUAUUUUGAAAGUAAUGACAAUGAUGAAGAAUCAGAUGAUGAUGAAGAUUAUAUCCCAUCUGAAGAUUGGAAAAAGGAAAUAAUGGUUGGAUCAAUGUUCCAGGCUGAGACACCAGUGGGACUUUGCAAAUACAAAGAGAAUGAGAAAGUGUAUGAAAAUGAUGACCAGUUACUGUGGAAUCCAGAUAUCCUGUCUGAAAUAAAUGUUGUAGAAUUUUUGACUGAAGCAUCAAAGCGAACAGGUGAAGAAAAAGGUGUUGAUGCAAUUCCUGAAGGAUCUCACAUCAAAGACAAUGAACAGGCCCUUUAUGAACUGGUAAAAUGCAAUUUUGAUGCUGAGGAAGCACUAAGAAGAUUAAGAUUUAAUGUUAAAGCUGCAAGAGAGGAGCUUUCCGUAUGGACAGAAGAAGAGUGCAGGAAUUUUGAACAAGGACUUAAAGCAUAUGGAAAGGAUUUCCAUUUAAUACAAGCCAACAAGGUCAGAACUAGAUCUGUUGGAGAGUGUGUAUCAUUUUAUUAUAUGUGGAAGAAAUCUGAGCGUUACGACUUUUUUGCUCAACAAACUCGGCUUGGAAAACGGAAGUACAAUCUUCAUCCUGGUGUAACGGAUUACAUGGAUCGUCUUCUAGAUGAGACUGAAAGUGCAGCAUCAAGUCGGGCAGCAUCACCUCCUCCUACUACCUCCAACAGCAGUACUAGUCAUUCAGAGAAGGAUGAUAGCAGCAAUCAGAAUGGAAUUGUUCCUCAUGGCCACUUGGAUUCAUUGUCCAAUAUGAAUGAAGCAAAAAGUGAAGAACUGCAAGUAAAUGGACCCAGUAGUCAUUCCCAAGACUCUUCCUUGAUAGAAAAAGAUACAAAUGGCUUUAACAAAGAGGUAUUCGGUGACAGCAGAAAUAUUCUGACUGCAGACGCUGAUGAGAACAGCAAGUUUGAAGAAAACAUGGACAGAUAUACCAAGAGACGGAAGCUUGAAAAUGAUUUUUCUGUAGAAACAGACACACCUGGGACAUCAUCUCAGGGGCUGAGUGCUAGUUUAAGAUCUGAAGAAGCUGUUGUAGAGAAUGACUGAAACAAUGCAGUUGGCACUGUCAAGAGAAUAACCAAAUGAGUGACUGUAAAACUGGGCUUCCAGUAACGUUAAGAAUGGAAUCAGUACACCACCGAAGAUUAAUUUGAUUGUAAUUUGCAUGUCUCCAUUUUAUAACAUUGAAUAUAAUGUUCCUGUUCAGAGUGCUAAAGCCACAUUAUUUCCAUUCAAGGAAACAUUUUCAGAACUAUCUAAAUUUUAACUGUUAUUUCCUGUUUGUAUCAGAAAUUCUUGCUAUUAUUUUUGUACUUAAAUAUUUAUAUUUUUAUUGUGUUUCAAAAAGAAAAAAACUUCUAAGCCAGCCUAUUGUAUUUGGCAAACUAGAAGCCUCUCUGUUUGAAAAAGGGAUACCCUAGCUUUAAUGGCAGGCAGUCUUGCACUUUUUUGUACAAUAGUCUAGUAACCAACUACAUAUCAUCAAAGCAAAUAAGAUUUGAAAUCCUGGACGCCUUAUAUGUACCCACUUGUUUUUAUAGGAUGUAAAAUGAACCUUUGGGAAGUCAAUGAGGUUUGUUAUGCGUAAAUGUCUGACAUCAGUGAUGUCUUAUAAAUCACAGAUUAUAUCUGGCAGAUAAAAUACUUGCUGUAUUUUUCCACAUUCUUUGUAGACUUUGAAUUUUUUAGAAAGUACUUAAAACUGAAAUGUUCUUUCUGUAAAGAUUGUAUAGUUUCAUGUUGUACAGUUCCUACACUUUUAACUUGGAAAAACAAAUAUAUAUAUAGAUAUAUAUAUUAAGAAUGAGUGUGAGCCUUGGUGAAUGAGCAGGUAUUUUCUCUUCGCAGACUGGCUUUUUUCAUAAAUAUAUAAUUUUCUAAGUGGAAUCUUACAUAUUUUUUGUCAUGCAGGUAACACCAAGCAUGCCUACCGAAUAGGCAUCAGCUACAUUGAAUAAAAUGUUAAGAUAAAAAGAUAA